CGGGGCGGCUGGUGAUCGAAAGACGAGGGAGCGAGACAAGGGGCAGCGAGUACAGCGGACCGAUACACUGCAACGCGUAACUGUGUUACUCUCCUAGUUAUGGAGCAAAGAACAAAACUGGAAAUGGAAACAUGCAUUAAAGUGAUGGAAGAGUUGAUUGUGGAAUUGCAUCAAUUUCUGGAACUUCUCGACCGUGAAUACCUGACUUCAUCUGCCAGAGAGAAAAAGACUGCAGUCUGUAAUAUCUUGCAGAGAAUCAAGUCAAUCUCUGAUUGUCAAAUGAAAAACUCUGCACAGAAGCAUGAUUUACCAUGCAGCGUACCUGCUCCACCUCAGAUCCCUCUCCCUGAGAUACCUCAUCCAUGGCAGCCAUUAGAUAACAGUCCACCACCAUUGCCAACUUCUUCCUUGCCUGAAGGAUAUUAUGAGGAAGCAGUGCCACUGAGUCCAGGAAAAGCUCCAGAAUACAUCACCUCUCGAGACUAUGAUUCAGAUGCCAUGAGCAGCUCCUAUGAAUCAUAUGAUGAAGACGAUGAGGAUGGGAAGGGAAAGAAACUGAGGCAUCAAUGGCCAUCUGAGGAAGCCUCAAUGGACUUGGUGAAAGAUGCGAAGAUCUGUGCUUUUCUUCUGCGCAAGAAACGUUUUGGACAGUGGACAAAACAAUUCUGUGUGAUUAAAGACAACAAACUAUUGUGCUACAAAAGUUCAAAAGACCAUCAGCCUCAGAUGGAAUUACUGCUGACAGCCCACAAUGUGUCCUAUGUUCCCAAAGACAGCAAAAGGAAAAAACAUGAACUACGAAUCACCCAGCAAGGAGCAGAUAUGUUGGUAUUGGCUGUGCAAAGCAAAGAGCAAGCAGAGGAGUGGCUGAAGGUGAUAAAAGACGUUGUUGUACUUUGCAAUGUAACUACUGAAGCAGAUGGAUCCAUGACCAUUUUUCCUGUAAACAAGGCAGAGUUGGAAAAGAAGUUAUCUUCAGAGAGGCCAAAUUCAGAUGGUGAAGGACACUUGGAGAAUGGAACUCAUUUUGGAAUGACAGAUGGUAAAGACCAGGGAAAAGGGAAGAAAAAUGCAAAGGCAGAACCAAAAGGAGCUGUGAGCAAAGUCACAGGAAAAAAAAUUACAAGAAUUAUUGGCUUGGGGAAGAAGAAGCCAUCAACGGAUGAACAGACCUCCUCUGCUGAGGAAGACAUCCCAACCUGUGGCCACCUGAACGUGCUGUCUAAUAAUCGUUGGAGGGAACGGUGGUGCAGAGUGAAAGAUAACAAGCUGAUCCUUCACAAAGAUAGAACUGACUUGAAAAUUCACAUGGCUUCCAUUCCACUGCGUGGAUGUGAAAUCAUUCCAGGCUUGGAUUCCAAACAUCCGUUGGCAUUCCGCCUGCUCAGGAAUGGGCAGGAAGUUGCAGUCUUGGAGACCUCUUCUGGAGAGGAGCUGGGAAGGUGGCUUGGCAUUUUGCUAUCUGAAACUGGUUCUUCCACAGAUCCAGCAGCCCUGCAUUAUGAUUACAUUGAUGUAGAAACAACAUCUAGUGUUAUACAGACUGCAAAACAAUGCUUCAAUUUAUUACAUAGACGCUCAAUAUCGCCAAACAGAUAUGGCGGCAACAUCACUAAUGGAUAUGCAUGUCCUCGUGGAAUCUCUCUUCAUUACGAUGAUGUACCUUGCCUAAAUGGAACAGAACAGGAGGUUUUCAGCACUAACACUAGUACUCUCUGGUAUGAGGAGGUUUCCAGUGACACCACUGAUCUGUAUGACAACGUUCCACCACCAAAACCAAUUGCCCGCAAAUCGCAACCAGUUGGGGUCCAGAAUAGACUUUCCACUGAGAAACUGUCCUCUAAAAAUAACAAAACUCUUGCCUCUUCACCUCUGUCUUCCACGCGGUCUAUGACUAAUAAAACUAACACCUCCGCUGUGGAAAAGGGAACAGUCAAGACAGCCUUGCAGGCAAAAGGGAAGAAAAUGCCAACAGUUGUAAAUGGUACAACAGCAAAGCCAAAGGCUGGAAACAGCCAGGUGAAGAAACCAAACCCUAGUACAAAUGUUAAACGCACGGCAUCAAAUGCCGAUCAAUAUAAAUAUGGUAAAAAUCGAGUGGAGGCUGACGCAAAAAGAUUACAGUCAAAGGAGGAAGAUUUGAAAAAGCAGAAAGAAAUCUUACGCACCCGUCUAGCACAACUGAGAAAAGACAGAAAGGAGCUGAGGACAGCCAUUGAAGGAUGUGCAGGUAAGAAGUCUCAGAUUGCUCUGGAAACAAAGCUAAAGAAACUGGAGGAGGAAUGUAAGGCUAAAGAGGCUGAACGUGUGAACUUGGAACUGGAGCUGACAGAAGUGAAUGAGAGCUUAAAGAAAGCUCUUGCAGGAGGGCCCACACUGGGACUGACAAUAGAGCCAAAGUCAUCAAGAACUUCUAGCCCACAGUCUCCUAUCUUCAUGCAUCGGACCCUCGAUAAUUCUCCAGCUUCCAGCUGUGAUACAAGUGACACCGAACCAUCAGCACUGCCUGUAAAUGCAGCCGUUCUCGGCAGAAGACCACCUUCCAUGGUUUCUUCCCCAAGUCGAGGACAUGUACGCAGGAAGGCCAAGGAAUGGGAGCUGAAGACUGGAACAUAAAAAUAAAAAAAGAGUUCAUAAUUUUUUAUAUUUAUUUCUCUAAACAUUAUGAUCCAGACCAGAAGCACUGUUACUGAGUCCUUUACUUCAUAAGAACUAUGCAGAGCUCAUGGUCUUCACAUUACUUGCUGAAAGUUAGCAGAAAUUCUAUGCUGAAGUGUAGUUUAUUGUUAUAUGUGAACAUGGAUGAUAUUUAAAUUGUGUCCAAUUGGCCCCUGACCUCACCUCAGCUCCACCUUUCCACCAUCUAUUGGCCAAGUGUUUCUUAGCAGACAUAUGCUUUUCUGCUUAAAUAAUACCAUAUCUGUUUUCAUGAUUGAAAAAUAAAUUCUGGACAAGAAAAGACAAUUUCAACACCACAGUACAAAGGGAAACAUAUUUAUUACAAAAUAGGCAUUUUAGAUUGACCUUUCAAAUUAUGAUUGUAUUAUAAGCACAAUAAGUGUUUUGUGUAUGGUGCUCCUGAAGGAAAAGGCUUCAUAGUAAAUCAAUGGAUCCAGUAUAGUUUGCAGUAUCCACUCAGUUUUGACAAUUGUAAGAAUGUUGGAACAUAAAUGUAGUUAUGUUCUUAUGUUCUUGACAGUUGUCAACCAUAUCAUUGUACAACAUUUUAUUUUACACUUCCUAUUGCCUGUUUUUAUUGUACCCCCAUCGUCUGUUUUUGUUGUACAGACCUAUCAUUUGUUUUUAUUGUACACAGCCUACGUCUGUUUUUAUUAUACACACCCUAUUUUUGUCUUACUGUACAUUUCCUGUCACCUGUUUUUAUCGUACACACCCUAUCAUCUGUUUUUAUCGUAUACACCCUAUUAUCUGUUUUUAAUCAUAUACACCCUAUUGUUUGUCUUAAUUGUACACACCCUAUUGCCUGUUUUUAAUUAUAUACACCCUAUUGUCUGUUUUUAUUGUACACACUCUAUGGUCUCUUUUUAAUCAUAGAUGCUCUCUGGUCUGUUUUUAGUUGUGCACAUCCUAUUGUCUGUUUUUAAUCGUAUGCACCCUAUUGUCUGUUUUUAUUGUACACAUCUUAUUUAAUGUUGGGAAAAGGAAAUGGUGCUCAAAAGCUCUCCAGGGAAAUAUACAGUUUUUUAGUAAUACAUUGUAUUCAUUCUUUAAAGAUAAAAUUCCAUUUAUUUUCCAUUCGUUUUGUUUCCCAAAAUUAUCUGUUUUGACAUGGAUUCCUGUCGGGAUAAUGUGCUUGUCAUUUGUUGUAGCUUGUGUCAUUCCACAUUUUCUCGAAAAUAUUAUCCAUUUCACCCAGAAUGGAAAGGGUUUUGAUACACAGGUAAUUUUUGACAUAUAGAAAAGCAAUAUUGGUAAAAAAAAAAUUUAGCUUUGAUGUAAGAUAGUUGAUGUGCUUUUAUACUAAAGAAAAAUGUAAUUAUGUAUAAUUUAAUUUGAAAUAAGACCAUAUUUAAAAUUUAUUUGUCAAAACUCCCAUUUGAUUUCAAUGGUGAAGAAUUAAAUAUAUGAAAAAAAAAUGUGAAUUACAAAUACUAGUUUUGAAUAGGGUUCAUUUUUUGGAAAACAUUGUAAUAAUUUGAUGAGCAAUCCCGACUAUCACAUUAUGGUCUUGGUGACUCUGUGGCUGAACUCUUUUUGUUUUAGAGAGUUUUCUCAGCAGUUUAUUUCGAUAUCAUUCCGUUCUUUGCAUAUUAAUAAUGAAAACAGUGAAAAUGGUGGAAAAUUUAGUGGAUCUGCAGAGAGAAGCAGACCUAACUUUUCAAGUCCAUUCAUUUACCGUUUUCAAUUUAGAUGCCCAGUGUCCACAGUGUUUUGCUUUUGCUUUAAAACAUAAUCUUCUUAUUUGGUCUUGUGAUUUAUUAUUCUUCGGACCAAUCAGAAACAAACCUUUUGUGUAAAGUUGCUAUACUCAUGCAGAAACAUAGAAGUUUGUGAGUUAUAUAUUGUGGGUUGCCGUAUUGCUUCAAGUCACUUGUCUUAGUUAAUAUGUUGAUAAAAUAUGUCAUUACAUACAUCUCUGAAAUAGUUUCAUUGGAAUAUGGCAGCUAUAUUUGGUAGCAAAUAUUACAACUUUUUUUAGUAAACAUUCCAGGAAACUUACAAUGCAUAUGUUGUCAAAAGAAGUUUCAUCCCAUUCUUGUGCUUUACAUUGCCCAUUUUUUGUGCCAGUUCAUCGUUCACCUCCUCCAUCAUACCAUUCAACUUUUCUGCUCUGUACUGAUGCUUAUGCUCCACACUAGUCUCUUCCCUCUCUACUGAACUUCCUUCUGCUCUUGCACUUACGUAGCUUCAUCUGAAAUGCAACUUUGCUUUUCAUUGUGACUACUCCAUAUGGUAGUGAGUUUACCUUCUCAUCAGCAUCAGAGAAAAGAAUAAAAAUGAGGCUAAAACUGUUAAUGAUCUCACCAGAAAAUAAAUGACCCUAGGCAAACAGAGAUUCUGCUUUGCUCAGCAGAAAGUGAAAAAGGUCCACACUAUUUUUCUGUGAUUAAUCAGGUACUGAUAGCAAACACUCAAUUUUGCACCAGCUCUCCAACCUGCACAUGUUGAGUGCUAGGGAAACAGCCUCAUAAAAUGUAUCCUCGUGUAUUUCCACAAUCAUAUUCCUGCUGGUUUCAACUAUAUGUGGAGCCAUUAUUACACAGGCAUUCAGAGGCAUUCCUAAAAAUUCCCAAAUAGUAUCAGGCUAAUUAUGGAAGAAAUUCAAUUUGUUUAUCUUUACAAGCAACCUGUAAUUAGAACUGACUUAAAUGGUGGAAGAAAAAUUCAUUACAGACUUCCAUUAUAAUCAUUUGUGCUGAUACCACCAGAAGCCAAUCUAUGAAUUAAAACAUUUGAGUGGAUGGUUAUGGAUUGUAAAUGUAGUGUAGAAAUGUAUUUGGUAAAGUUUAUCUAGCAAUAGUGUUACUACCCUAGGAAAAAAACAUGUUGCUAUGAAUCAUUUUUAACUUCAGCUGCAAAUCUGUUAACAAUAAGCAUUAAUUACAGGCCAUGACUGCUAGUAAAAUCAAAGACAAAUUCCUGGGCUGUGAUGUACUGCAAUAAACUUAGACCUGGGUAUGAAGAACAAGUAAAUUUCCAUGUUUUGUAUGGCUUAGUUUUCUGUUGUUCAUUGCCAAAAAUGCCACAGGUGAAAGAAUAUGCCAUUACCAUGUUUUUGUCCUUCUAUGCCUGGGUGAAGUGUAUUGGGAUCUGGAAAUAUGCCCAGUAAACUAGGGUUAAUUUCCUCAUUUUAAAAAAAAUUUCUUUGUAAUACUGUUAACAGUUGUGGCGUUAAGAGGCAAACAUGCAUUCCACAGAAUCAAGUAGACUACAAAGUCAUGCUUCCACAUCAAUACAAAAGUAGAAGGGGUUUUAUGCUCCGUGUACAAAGGCCACCAGGGAGUUGCAUUCAGGACUUUUUUGGUGGCUGUGAGGCUGCCUUUAAAAGAGCAUAAGCCUUAUUUCAAGGUCUUGGUGCCCUUUCUAGGAACUAUUUAUUAAUUUCUUUCCAUUCAAUCAGAAUGCACAACUGUUUUCCUAAUCUAUAUUGGCCUAAAAAUCAUACUUGACUGCCUAUUGGAGGUCAAUGCAGAAACCUAGACUUAACUUCUGGCUGUUGCCAGCAAGUAGGACUGCAGGCAAAAGCAGACCAGCCCUGUGGAUAUUGGUAUCUUGUAGCGGUUAUUAAAUAGAGUCCACAGGCUCCCAUGCUGUCAGUUCAGACACAGGGAACAGGCCACAAUUAAUUUCUAGUCAAAUGGUUUGAAAAUUCUUUCCCUAAGUGGAUUCUCUCCCCCAUCACGACAUGCAGAGGUUAUAGGCUUGUACCUCUUUUUCAGAAUAUUUCAUGGCUAUCUUGUUUGCUAUCUCUGGUGGUAAUCUUUAUUCCAUUUACCUUAAACAACAAUUAUUUCUCUUUAUCUCUGUGGUAUAUCAUAUGCCACUAUUAUAUUAGUAUCUGACAUUAGUGUUCUUAAAAUUGUGCAUCUUUUUCUGCGUAUUCCAUCAGUGCCUCCAAAUAGUUGGUACACUCUACAUACUUGAGGGCCAUCCUUCUUGAUAUAAAUAUGCUUGAGGUUUUUACACAACCGAGCUUUUUCUAAGUUCACAAAAAUCAACUGUUUUCAGAUUUCACUGAGCCAUUUUUUUAAAAAAGUUUCAUGCGCAAUUAUUCUCAGUAGCUUGUUAGCAGCCUAUGAACCAGACAGAGCGCUGCAGCAGGUAUACCAUGACAGUUACUAUUUAUUUGUCUUUGGUAAUGAACUCAUGUAUAUGAAAUGUCAAUUGAAAACUAUAAAUUUGAGAUUAUAAACAAUCAGAAUUUAGAAAAUGGAUAAUUCUCUCAUUUUUAUUUUCCAAGCAAAAAUAGAACCCUAGCAAAUAUAUGCAGUAAAAUAUUCAGUCUCAAUUCUGAACUUAUACAUGAUUGUGUUUUGCUUUUGUAAAUUAUUAUAAAUUUGUUAAGGUGUGAUUUCUUCUUUGUAAGCUGUCUUAUAAAGGCUUAAAAUAAUUGACGAAGCUAUACACUUCUAUCCUUCAUGACCUUUGUUCUCAUGGAGAUUGAAUUUUCUUGAAAGGGAAAGGGAAUCAUUUUAUGAAUCUGUGCUCCUGCAAGUGGAGAAUUUGUGCAAUUGGAUGAAAUAUUUUUGCAGUCUGUUGAUUUUCAUUCUCAACUUCUGAGUCUGAACUCCUAAUUCAUUAAAUAGUGAGAAUGCAAGUAAAAAUGUAUAUAUCAGGAAUUCUCUCAAAUAGGAAGUAUGCCUAAAGUCUAACAGUGUUUCAUUCAAAUGCAAUGGGGUGCAAAAUCCAUUGAGCAUUUUAGUGCAAUGAUGCAGUAGUUAGGUCACUGAGGCUGAAUGUAAUUUCAUCCCAUCACAAUUUUUGACCUGUUUUCCAAAGACAGAUCCAGCCUUUAGUAAUUAUUCCCAAUGCCCAGUGCUGCUGAAAUGGCAAAAACAUUUACAUUUUAAAAGUUUGAGGCUUCGCUGUUGCCAUGGGUUUGAUCUAAAGGGUAAAUAUAACAAACAUAAAAUGCCAGAAACACUCAUCUGUGGAAUGAGAAACGUUAUCUCUGUUUCUCUUCCUGUAGAUGCUGCAUGACCAGUUGAGAAUUUCCAGCAUUUUCUGUUUUUUUUUACAGAUUUCCAAUAUUUGCUAUUUUCCUUCAAUUUUUACAAAUGAGGUUUGCUUCUUAUAAAUCUCUUUGAUCUGGUGGCAUUACAUUACAGUGAGACACUACCUUCAUCCAGGUUUGCUGAGGUUAGAGCCCAGUAGUAUUGCCGUGCCAUGGAUAUUUGCUCAUUGACAGAGGCAUAACUAGUGGUCAGCAGAGAUAUUCUACCUCCCCAAAUCCAUCUUAAGGUCACGUAGCCCUGUUGUUUAUAUCACCAACAGAUAAAUGUAAAUCUGUGCAGAAUUGUCUGUCUAAUGUGAAUGGAUUUUUUGCCCUUUUAAGGCAGAGCUUGCCUUUUAAGCUUUAAAAGGCAAGUUAAACCAAAAAGGCAAGCUAAACCAAAAAGGCAAGCAAACUUCAACUAUGUUUAAGUAAAGAGUUGCAGAUUAAAUUUCUUGUGUUCAAACAGACCUGGAGGAAUCUAGCAAAAUAAUAACAGAGAGAACUGUACUUACUGGACUCAAUUAUCCAUUUCACCCGAGUUAGGCAGUGGGAGUCCUACGCCUCCACCAUACUCCUGAAAGCAUAAUAUGUAAACAAAGGGCGCAAGCAAAAUUGUUGCCAACUCUCCUUAACCCUUGUACAAUACCUUACCGUACUACGUCUAUCGUAGGACUUCAUUAUAAUCCCUGCCCCCUGCUCCCCCCCUCCACACACAUACACACAGACAACAAAAGGGUGGCAUUGGGUUGGGCAGGGGAAUAACAAAAGCAAUAAAACUAAAUGAGAAAACUGAGGCAUGAAUGACAGAAUGUGUAAAUUUAAGCUGAGAUAUUGCCUGUCACGUCUGAGCUCCAUUUAUUUGUCAUAUUCUCCAACUUGAAUUUAGCUUAAUAUUUUGAAAUGGACUUCCAUCUUUGUGAACUUACAUUUCAUUCUAUGACUAAAUAUCAUAUAUACAAGACCUAAUAGUUUUUCAAAUAUACUGAUGACACAUGCGAGUCGACCAAGAGGUUUUUAUAACCACAGCUUCACUGUGAUGUAAAUAUUGCUUCUGAUCUGCCUGUAGGACUAGCCAAAAUCUUGAUUGUAACCUUGAUAUUACUUUUUAAAUAAAUUGUCAACAGAAGAUCCUGUAUAAACCAAGCUCAUAUAUGACACAAUUAUUUCUGCACCUUAGUGUUUUGUUACUUUUAUUUGUAAACUGUUAAUGUCUUUGUGUAUUAGUCGAACAAGACAAAAUUUGUAUAUUAAAGUAAAAUGA
Pristis pectinata (smalltooth sawfish) is the source of this 8939-nucleotide messenger RNA. RefSeq names its product actin filament associated protein 1 (gene afap1). The record is from RefSeq and is a predicted model, not a curated record. Gene Ontology annotation, molecular function: SH3 domain binding; SH2 domain binding. The transcript has 18 exons. The coding region runs from base 100 to 2616 and encodes 838 amino acids. Lineage: Eukaryota; Metazoa; Chordata; Chondrichthyes; Rhinopristiformes; Pristidae. Gene Ontology annotation, cellular component: cytosol.